This is a messenger RNA of Capsicum annuum, 2493 nucleotides long. RefSeq names its product succinate dehydrogenase [ubiquinone] iron-sulfur subunit 3, mitochondrial. The coding region runs from base 1455 to 2384 and encodes 309 amino acids. Gene Ontology annotation, biological process: tricarboxylic acid cycle; aerobic respiration; respiratory electron transport chain. The transcript has 3 exons. The record is from RefSeq and is a predicted model, not a curated record. Gene Ontology annotation, cellular component: mitochondrion. NCBI's taxonomy places the organism in Eukaryota, Viridiplantae, Streptophyta, Magnoliopsida, Solanales, Solanaceae. Gene Ontology annotation, molecular function: electron transfer activity; 2 iron, 2 sulfur cluster binding.
AUUGUUGAUCAGUCCAUCUUUGUAAAAUCAUAAAUUUAAAAGUUUGUAACGAUAUAUUAUUGCAAAUAUUUAUUUAAAAAGAAACGUGAAGAUAUGUAAUUUAAUAACUACGACAUCUCAAAAUUAAAUAUAAGAUAUUUUGAUACCUUAUUCUAUUAACUUCGAAUUUACUCAUUUGAUAAACUUCUGAUAGUUUUACAAAUUGUGAGUUCAUAUAUAUGAAAAAAAUAUAUAAUUUUAAAAAUUCCGAUUAUAUGAUCGAACAAAAUUCCAAUUUUAAAUCUAACAUCGAUGCCGCUUUGCAUCGACAAGAGCCUAUAGGAAUAUUCGAGAAAGGAGAAAAGGUUAAGCAAUUUCAAAUAAUUUGAAUGGAAAUAAAUCCGCAGCCGCAUCUAUAAAAGCAGCUAAUCAGAUAUGUAUGAAAGUAUGAGUGACUUGCAGUAACAAAUUUCAGGAUAUUUAGAAAGGUAAGGAAUAAUUAAUUUUACAGCCAAGAAUGGAGGCUCUUAGCUCAAACCAGCAAUCACUAAGAUGCUGUGAAACAGUGGAAGAUGGGAAAGUAGAGUGCAAGUGUGCAGAAGGAUGGUCUUGCUCUGUCUCUAAAACAGAUGGUUCCAAAGCUGCUGGCAAGCCCUUCUGUCAAUGUUCCAGUGGCAUAACUUGUACCCGCCUAGAAGAAUCUGAUCCAGAGGCACAGAAAGCACUAGAGGGAUCAAAUGAUUGCAAGGUGAUAUGCAAGACAGAUGCAGGAUAUACAUGCAAAAUAAGCAAAGGAGGGGAAGUGAAAGCUGAAUGUGGAGAAGGUUGCAUCUGCCUUGUUGAUGAAACUGGCAAUAUUAAAUGCAUAACCAAAGCAGCAGAAACCUCAUGCUGUGCCUCUGGUUGUAACUAAUAAUUAUGACACUGCCUAAUAAUGACCAGCAGCUUGCAUGCCUGAUGCUGCUGGCUUUGUGGCUUUGUUUGUCUUGAGAACGUUUGUGUCUUUCAGUUUGGUUUGUCAAAUAAUAUGAUCGUCUCUGUUUGUUAAAUAAUAUGUACUACAUGUAAUGAGAUAUUUGCUUUUUUCACUAAUUACAGCUUAUAACUUUUUUUAGUCAUUAGGUUAAUGUCAUCGACAACUGUAAGUAGUAUUUCCAAUUUGGAAAUGAAAAAUAGAGAUGAUAUUUCCAAAGUUCAAAGUCUACCACCUAUUUCUUUCAAGUUAAAAUAUUUGUAAGUACCUUUAUUCUUUUGGGUUUAAAAAAUGGCUAUAUAAGUACUUAAAUUUAAGUCAAAAUGAUUUUAAAAAAAAAAAAAAAAAAAAAAAGAAGAUGAUCGUCAAGGUGAUUGACACGUGCAGCCAGGUGUCCGCCUUAGAUCAAUUUCCUUGCAUUCAAUGCCACUGAGUUCUCUUAUAAUAGAACAAGCGAGAGCAGUCAGCGGAGCAAGUAGAGGAUUGUUUAGAGAAGACAAAAAUGUCGAGAAACUUAAUAAAAGAAGGGGUGAAGAAGAUGGGGCGUUUGACAAAAAGUGAAAGGUUUCCUAUACUUGAAGGACACCCAAUUGGGCAACAACAUGGAGAAGCAGCAGUAGAGUCUGUUGGGAACCUGAAGAAAGUCAUGAAAUUAAGUGAUAAAGAUAAGAAGAGGAAGGAAUUCAGGAUCUAUAGGUGGAACCCCGAUAAUCCUAACCAGAAACCGUUUCUUCAAUCUUUCUUUCUCGACCUUCCUUCAUGUGGCCCCAUGGUUCUGGAUGCGUUGCAAAAGAUAAAGGGGGGGGAAGAUUCUAGUUUGAGCUACAGGAGGUCAUGUAGAGAAGGAAUAUGUGGAUCAUGCUCAAUGAACAUAGAUGGGGUUAACACAGUGGCAUGCCUCAAGCCUAUUGAUACAGACACUAGCAAGCCAACUACCAUCACUCCUCUUCCUCACAUGUUUGUUAUCAAAGAUUUGGUGGUUGAUCUCACGAAUUUCUACCAACAGUACAAGUCUAUAGAGCCAUGGUUAAAGACGCGAAAACCACCCCCAGAUGAGAGAGAAUACAGGCAAACACCAGAGGAUAGGAAGAAGCUUGAUGGCUUAUACGAAUGCAUAUUAUGUGCAUGUUGCAGCACUUCUUGUCCAUCUUACUGGUGGAAUCCUGAGGAGUUCCUUGGACCUGCAGCCUUGCUCCAUGCCUACAGAUGGAUCUCGGACAGUCGAGAUGAAUUUGCAGAUGAGAGAUUGCAGGCGUUAGCAGAGGACCAGCGGCGGUUGUAUCGAUGCAGGACUAUAAGAAAUUGCACAGCAUGUUGCCCGAAGAGCCUUAAUCCUGCUAAUGCUAUAAACAAGAUGAAGACUAGGCAUUUAACUGAGAGGACAAGGGAGGAUCUUGAAGCUGAGCCUGAACCUCGUUUUGGGCAAGCUUGAUGUGUUAUCUUUCUGUGUAUUAUCACUCUAGUGUGUUCAUAGCAAAUAUACUGUAGUACAUACGAGUCUAUUAUAGUUUGUCCUUGAUAAUCUCGUAAUUUCGCAUGUG